AUGACAUCGUUCGGAGCAACAGAAAUAGUUAAAAAUAAUGCUGCAAAUGGUCAACAAUUUAAUUCAACAUUCAAAAUCAAAGGCCAAGUUUAUCAUAGAGUGGGCUCAUUGCUACCAAUGCCAAACGAACCACAUCAAUUUUUACAAAUUUACUUUAUGGGUGGUGAGGACUCCGAAAGCGCACUUGCCAAUCUCGUAGAUGCACGUUGUAGUUACAAUAACCAAUUCACCUUUUGCCAGACGCAUCGUCGGUGA
Macrosiphum euphorbiae (potato aphid) is the source of this 255-nucleotide messenger RNA. Lineage: Eukaryota; Metazoa; Arthropoda; Insecta; Hemiptera; Aphididae. The record is from the annotation of a GenBank genome assembly.